AUGGCAGAUUAUCUCUCUGAUCAAGAUCAAGUACCUGGGACAGUCUGUCUUAUUGACCUCACUGGCCAUGACUCCUCCAAACCUCACGAUGCCUCCCACGACGACAUUGUCCUGGUUCCACGUCCCAGCUCUGACCCCAACGACCCACUCAACUGGCCAUACCGCCGCAAGCUUCUCGCUGUGAGUAUGGCAUACCUAUACGUUUUCGGCACUGGAAUUGCCACUUCUCUUCAAUACUCCGUCCUCGCAGACAUCACCGCAGACACCGGCAUCUCUACUGCAGACCUGGUCCAGGGAACUGGGGUCAUGUUUCUGUUCUUCGGUUGGGCUUGUUUGAUAUGGCAGCCAAUUGCUCUCACGUACGGACGACGUGGUGUGUAUCUCAUCAGCAUGCUCCUCACCGUGCCUAUGAUGGUAUGGACUGCGUUCUCCACCUCUGCUGGGGAGUGGAUCGCACACCGCGUGUUGAUUGGCAUCAUUGUCUCACCAAUCGAGUCUGUGUGCGAGGUCACAGUGUUUGACCUUUUCUUCGCGCAUAAUCGCGGCACAUACAUGGGACUGUAUGUCUUCAUCUUGUUUGGAUCGAACUUCACGGCACCCCUUUUUGCUGGAUGGUUCAAUGAUGCGUAUGGGUGGCGAUGGACAAUGCAUUUUGGAGCUAUCAUUUGCGCCGUGUGCUUCGUGAUCAUGUUCUUUUUCAUGGAAGAGACCAUCUACUUCCGCAAAAAUUGCAUCGAGGGUGAAGAAGCAGUUGGAGCACGAAGCUACAAUUUGGUGACAGAAAAGGAUACUUCAACCUCGGACAAGGAAAUACCUAUUACGACAACUCCGUCUCUGAAAACAUCUCCACCUGCCUCCACAACCGUAAAUAUCAACUCAGGGUGGAAGGGGUAUACCUUGUUCAAAGCCCUCCCUGGACGACCCAGCAAUAUCGACAUGCUACGCAUGGUUUAUCGACCCGUCAUCAUGAUCUUCCGCUUCCCCAAUGUCGCCUGGGCUGGUUUCCUCUACGGCAUCAACCUAGCAUGGUACAAUGUCCUCAACGGUACUGCCAGCCCCGUCUUGACCGCCGCCCCCUAUAACUGGACGGCCGCUCUUGUCGGUUGUGUCUAUACGGGCCCCAUACUUGGCGCAGCGGUUGCUUCUCUUUGGUCUGGGAAUGCAGCGGACUGGAUCGCACUUCGUCUUGCACGACGCAACAAGGGCAUUCGUGAACCUGAGCAGCGUCUCUGGGUACUUGCCGUAUCCGGUAUCAUAUCUGCGUCUGGUCUCAUCAUCUGGGGUGUCGGCGCCUACCACAAUGUCCACUGGGUUGGUUUAGUCUUCGGACUCGGUAUGCUGACAUUCGGCUGCGUGACUGGUGGGUCGAUUGCAGUGAGUUACAAUGUUGAUUGCUACAAGGAGAUUGCAGGGGAGACUACGGUGUCCAUCAUGUUGAUUCGGAACACGAUUGGGUUCGGAUUUAGCUAUGCCAUCACUCCUUGGUGGACGACGCAGGGGUUGCAGAAUUGUUUCAUUACAGCGGCUAUGAUUUCUAUUGUGUGUACGUUCACAUUCUUGAUCAUGAUUGUGUACGGUAAGCGAUUCAGGCGACGGUCUAUCCCCGUGUAUCGAAAGUAUAUGGCUACUAUGGUGAUCUCGUAG
Messenger RNA from Venustampulla echinocandica, 1644 nucleotides. RefSeq lists its product as uncharacterized. The record is from RefSeq and is a predicted model, not a curated record. Gene Ontology annotation, molecular function: transmembrane transporter activity. The transcript has a single exon. Bases 1 to 1644 code for a protein of 547 amino acids. Lineage: Eukaryota; Fungi; Ascomycota; Leotiomycetes; Helotiales; Pleuroascaceae. Gene Ontology annotation, biological process: transmembrane transport.